Messenger RNA from Gadus chalcogrammus (walleye pollock), 2034 nucleotides. RefSeq names its product E3 ubiquitin-protein ligase TRIM39. Bases 167 to 1495 code for a protein of 442 amino acids. NCBI's taxonomy places the organism in Eukaryota, Metazoa, Chordata, Actinopteri, Gadiformes, Gadidae. The record is from RefSeq and is a predicted model, not a curated record. Gene Ontology annotation, molecular function: protein binding. The transcript is spliced from 9 exons.
UGUAAAAUACAAUGUAAAAUAUAAAAAUACAGUUUUAAAUACGAAACACACACUGUCAUUUAGCUCAUACUGUUACAAUUUAAAGUAUUCAUUAUGUUCCGCACAUUUUGUUGCAUUAUAAUGAAACGUGCAUCAUUUGACAGGAACAAAGCCAAACCAUUUUGAGAUGAAGAGCAUUCUGAAGAAGAAGAACCUGAAGGGGGAGAACUCCACCCAGAGCAGCUCCAUCGGGGCGGUGAGAUGGCCCCAGAACGAGAUGUACGUCCAGCAACACAGCUCCGCCCCCAGCCGAAAGACCUCCACACCUGCACAGAACCCCCGACAGAACGGCCUGAAGGACCUCCGCAGCCUGCAGGAUUGUGUGGAGUUCAUCAACGACUGGAAGGCCCAGGUGGACCACGUCUGUCAGCAGGGCAGCGGGCGACCAGAGGACGGCGGCGCCGGCAGCACUACCGACGAAGGACGGGUGGAGCGCAGUUUGGAACAGAGCCGCCAACUCAUCCUGGAAUGGGCGGGCGAGCUCCGACACAUCGACGCGCUGCUCAGGGACACGCCUACACCCACGCCGACGGCAACCAGGGCUGAAGAAGAGGAGGAGGAGGAGGAGGAGGAGGAGGGGCCGAAGGAGGAGACUCAGAUGAGGAUCAUGCGAUGGGCAAAGGAGCUACAGGACGCCUCAGUGAUUUGCGGCAUUGAGCGUGAGGAGCUGGGCCAGAUGUUGAGGCUGCUUGGGCAGAGGAAGAGGAAGCUGGUCCACCUUCUUCCUCUGCUGGAGUUCAUCACCUGGUCGCUGCUCAAGGAGGACCGCACGAAAAUGAUGCCGCAGUUCUGGUUGCUGGCCAAGCAGCGCAGCUGGGAAGCAGGGGUUGCCCGAUACAUCCCCAACUCAGUCUGGAGUUGGAUCACCAGUGCCACAGCCGACGUCACCCUGGACCCCAUGACCAACAACCCGUGGCUCCAGAUCUCCGAGGACCAGCGGGGGGUCCAGGAGGGUCUCGCCCAGGCCCCAGACCUCCCCUACAGCCCGCAGCGCUUCACCGGCUGGCCGGGGGUCACGGGCUGGGAGGGCUACGGCCGCGGGCGCCACUACUGGCAGGUGGACAUCGCCAACACCGGCGUCUGGCGGGUGGGCGUGACCGCCGUCGACGCCAAACGCCGCGGGCGCGUCCCCAUGUCGCCGCGCCGCGGCUACUGGGCGCUGUGGCGGAGCGCGCAGCAGUUCUACGCCUGCACCGAGCCCGAGCCCACCCCGUUGCCCCUGGCGAUGGCGCCGCGACACCUGGGCGUCUAUCUGGACUACGAGGAGGGCCAGGUGUCGUUCUACAACGCCAAGACCCAGACGCACAUCUUCACGUUCACGGGGAGCUUCCGGGGGAAGAUGUACCCGCUGUUGGCGCCGCUGGACGGACGCACGCGGCUGGAGGUGCGGCCGCCGCCGCCGCCGCCGCCGCCACAGCUGCCACGCAGGGGGUCCGUCCUCGGGGAGCUGAAGUGAGGGAAGGCGGGUUUUUACCGGGAGAACGCCGGGAUUGCGGUGAAAGGGAAGGGGACGCGAGGCUCCGGGCGGUUCAUGGAUAACGCCUUGGGACACUUCGGGACUGCUUGGAGGCUAUAUGCUAGAUUGGAUUAUGCCGGGGACCACUUGGCGUCGAGUUUAGAGCUUCCUUCUCCAACACUGAAUUGCUCAGAGUCAUUUUUUUCCUGCUCGCUGAAGAUUUUUAAUCAAAUUUCACGAAAGGCUAAAUAUUCGUUUGCUUUCAAGGAAUCUUUUCUUGUCGAUAGCGGAAGACCAAAGGCCGACAGGAUUGUAGGUAGACGGCGAUUAAAAAACAUUUCUUUAUAACACUGCUUUAAUUUACGAAUUUGUUAUCUAGAAAUGAUCUACGCGUAAAAUAAUGUGGUAGCCUAUAUGUGUAUAUAUUUUUGGAUAAACCAAAACCACAAGUGGAACCAGCCAAAGUAAGCUAGAUUUUGAAGGUAUACAACCGAAAAAAUCCCACCACUCCCUUUGAACCUCCCACUCCCUCUUAAAGG